UACAGGCAAAAACUGCCCAAGAAAGUUCCCAGGCGGCCGCCACUGACGACGACCGGCGGAGGAAAUUAUGGAGGCAAGUGCCGGAUUGGUGGCGGGAUCUCACAACAGGAACGAGCUGGUGGUCAUCCAUGGCCACGAAGAGCCCAAGCCACUGAGAUCUGUAAACCGGCACGUCUGCGAGAUCUGCGGCGACGACAUCGGGAAGACGGCCGACGGCGAGCUGUUCGUUGCGUGCAACGAGUGCGGGUUCCCGGUAUGCCGUCCCUGCUACGAGUAUGAGAGAAGGGAAGGCACCCAGCACUGCCCACAGUGCAAGACCAGAUACAAGCGCCUCAAAGGGAGCCCGAGAGUGGAGGGGGACGAGGAGGAGGAAGACGUGGACGACAUUGAGCAUGAGUUUAACCUGGAGGAGGAGGCGGGUGCCAUGCGGCAGCACCAGGCAGAGGCCAUGCUCCACGCCAAGAUGCGCUACGGCCGAGGCCUCCCCGCCGACGACGACGACCGCUUCUCCGUCAUCACCAACCCUCGCUUCCCUGAAACCCCCAUCGUUGGAAGAUCAUCUCGCCCCGUAAGCGGCGAAUUCCCGCUAACGAUUCCGGCAGGAGUCGCCACUUCUCCACUCCACAAACGCGUUCACCCCUAUCCUCUUUCUGAAUCAGGCAGUGGGAGAUACAAUUGGGAUUUCAGCAGGGAGAAUGAAGCGUGGAGAGGUCGGAUGGAUGACUUCAAAUCCAAACAAGCUUUGCUCGCUCCAGACCCUGAUGAUUUCGAUCCCGAUAUGCCAUUGAUGGAUGAGGCAAGACAGCCAUUAUCAAGGAAGGUACCCAUUGCAUCGAGCAAGGUCAAUCCAUACAGGAUGAUCAUCAUCCUACGCCUGGUUGUGCUGGCCUUCUUUCUGCGCUACCGGAUCCUCAACCCUGUCCAUGACGCCCUCGGCCUCUGGCUCACCUCUGUCAUCUGCGAGAUCUGGUUCGCAAUUUCCUGGAUUCUGGAUCAGUUCCCCAAGUGGUUCCCCAUUGAUCGCGAGACGUAUCUUGAUCGUCUCUCUUUGAGGUAUGAAAGAGAGGGCGAACCAUCUAUGCUGUCUGCUGUGGACAUUUUUGUGAGCACAGUGGAUCCAAUGAAGGAGCCGCCUCUGGUCACUGCCAACACUGUCCUUUCACUCCUGGCCGUCGAUUACCCCGUGGACAAGAUCUCCUGCUACGUCUCGGACGACGGUGCGUCCAUGCUGACGUUCGAAGCCCUGUCGGAGACGGCAGAGUUUGGGAGGAAGUGGGUGCCCUUCUGCAAGAAGUUCACCAUCGAACCGAGGGCGCCAGAGAUGUACUUCUCCCUCAAGAUCGACUACCUCAAGGACAAAGUUCACCCGGAUUUUGUCAAGGAAAGGCGGGCAAUGAAGAGAGAAUAUGAGGAGUUCAAAGUUCGCAUCAACGCGCUGGUGGCGAAGGCCCUGAAGGUGCCGGAAGAAGGCUGGGUGAUGCAAGACGGGAUACCAUGGCCGGGCAACAACACCAAGGACCAUCCGGGCAUGAUCCAGGUGUUUCUCGGCCACAGCGGCGGCCAUGACACUGAAGGCAACCACCUCCCUCGCCUCGUCUACGUCUCCCGCGAGAAGAGGCCUGGCUUUCAGCAUCACAAGAAGGCCGGUGCAAUGAAUGCUCUGAUCCGGGUGUCGGCAAUACUGACAAAUGCACCCUUCAUGCUCAACCUGGACUGUGAUCACUACAUUAACAACAGCAAGGCCAUCCGAGAAGCCAUGUGCUUCUUGAUGGAUCCGCAGGUGGGGAGGAAGGUGUGCUUCGUUCAGUUCCCCCAGAGGUUCGACGGCAUUGACAAGAAUGAUCGAUAUGCUAACCGAAACACCGUCUUCUUCGAUAUCAACAUGAAAGGCUUGGAUGGAAUUCAGGGCCCAGUUUACGUGGGUACAGGAUGUGUGUUCAGAAGACAGGCACUGUAUGGGUAUGAACCACCCAAGGGUCCUAAGCGCCCCAAAAUGGUCAGCUGUGGCUGUUGUUCGUGCUUCGGCCGCCGGAAGAAGGCUCGGGACCAACUUAAAAAGGGGAAGCCCGAGUUGGAUGGAACAGAAGAUCUGGCUGGCCAAGGGUUCGAUGAAGAAAAGGCAAUAAUGAUGUCAGAGAUAAACUUUGAGAAGAAAUUUGGGCAAUCUGCAGCACUAAUUGCCUCUACGUUGAUGGAGGAUGGAGGUGUUCCCCCUUCGGCCAGUCCAGCUGCUCUGCUCAAAGAAGCCAUUCAUGUCAUCAGUUGUGGUUAUGAAGACAAAACUGAGUGGGGCUAUGAGCUUGGAUGGAUAUACGGUUCAAUCACAGAAGAUAUUCUGACAGGCUUUAAGAUGCACUGCCGUGGGUGGAGGUCAAUAUACUGCAUGCCACAGCUCCCGGCAUUCAAAGGGUCUGCACCAAUCAAUUUAUCAGACCGGCUUAAUCAAGUGCUGCGCUGGGCUCUAGGCUCGGUCGAGAUCUUCUUCAGUAGGCACAGCCCACUUUGGUAUGGGUACAAAGGGGGGCACCUGAAGUGGCUUGAACGCUUUGCCUACAUCAACACUACCAUCUACCCGUUCACCUCCCUGCCUCUUCUAGCAUACUGCGCACUCCCUGCCAUUUGUUUGCUCACUGGAAAGUUCAUCAUGCCAACAAUUAGUACAUUUGCUAGUCUUUUCUUCAUCAUGCUUUUCAUCUCCAUCUUUGCAACCGGAAUCUUGGAGCUCAGGUGGAGUGGUGUAAGCAUUGAAGAGUGGUGGAGAAACGAGCAGUUUUGGGUGAUUGGUGGUGUCUCUGCUCACUUGUUUGCUGUGGUUCAAGGCCUGCUCAAAGUACUGGCUGGAAUUGAUACAAACUUCACUGUUACUUCGAAGGCCUCCAAUGAUGAAGAGCUUGGGGAGCUUUAUGCUAUCAAAUGGACAACACUUCUUAUUCCUCCAACCACUCUUCUGAUUAUCAACAUGAUUGGUGUUGUUGCUGGUGUCUCUGAUGCCAUCAACAAUGGAUACCAAUCUUGGGGGCCUCUCUUUGGGAAGCUGUUCUUUGCUUUCUGGGUGAUUGUUCAUCUCUACCCUUUCCUAAAAGGCCUAAUGGGCAGGCAAAGCCGGACACCUACUAUUGUUGUCAUCUGGUCUGUGCUCUUGGCUUCUAUUUUCUCACUAUUGUGGGUUCGCAUUGAUCCAUUUGUACUGAAAUCCAAGGGUCCUGAUUUGAAGCAGUGCGGCAUCAACUGCUGAGGUUUGAUGAUAUCAACCAUUGGGGGGAAAGAAACAUACUGGUUUUGUUCUCUUGUAAAGAAGUUUUGUGUUGGUGCUUUCUACUACAGUGUAUAUAGUCUUGUGUUUCUAUUAGCAGCAAGGCUGCAAAGAUGCAGAAAAAUAUGAAGAUUGUGUGAACUGAUGUGUUCAUGACUGACGUAGUGUCAACUCCAUGAGUAACACAAUAAGUCAUUUUUUUGAGUA
Messenger RNA from Nymphaea colorata (pocket water lily), 3460 nucleotides. RefSeq names its product cellulose synthase A catalytic subunit 7 [UDP-forming]. Gene Ontology annotation, cellular component: plasma membrane; trans-Golgi network. Gene Ontology annotation, molecular function: cellulose synthase (UDP-forming) activity. The record is from RefSeq and is a predicted model, not a curated record. Bases 68 to 3235 code for a protein of 1055 amino acids. Gene Ontology annotation, biological process: plant-type primary cell wall biogenesis; cellulose biosynthetic process. Lineage: Eukaryota; Viridiplantae; Streptophyta; Magnoliopsida; Nymphaeales; Nymphaeaceae. The transcript has 13 exons.